AUGCUCUUCUGCUACACGUGCGGUAAUAUCAGUUCAAUUUCAACCAGUCCGCAUCGUCUCCCCUUUGGAAAGCCGCGUCCAGAUCUUCGGAUAGUUCCUUUCGAUCCGAUACUGCUCUCCGUCCCGCUCCACUCCUUCAAAGAGGCCCUCCCUCCACCCACCUUCGCCAUCCUCCCGGAAGGUUAUCGGUCCACCAUAACGCCAGGACAGCAUACCUUCAGCCCGAGCUCCAUCAGACGCUUCCAAAGCACCAAUCGCUAUGUCAACAAACGUAGGUCGAUCUGGUUUGGUCGCUCAUGUCGACGAUCCGCCAAGACUCGAGAUGUUCUGCUGAAAGUUGAAGGUUCGGAUAUACAAGAAUUGGACGAGGAUGUAUUCUCACAGUUCAUGUCACUGACAACAAUUGACGAAGCAUUUAUUGAUGGCGACAAGGUGACAUGA
Molecule: messenger RNA, 441 nt
Organism: Plenodomus lingam JN3
Lineage: Eukaryota; Fungi; Ascomycota; Dothideomycetes; Pleosporales; Leptosphaeriaceae
Source: RefSeq, a predicted model, not a curated record